AUGAUAGAUUCCAGCAGUGGUAAAAAGAACAACCGGUUUUCCUCAAAACGGUUCCUGGCGGCGAUCAAUGGUGGAAGUGCUGUUGCUGGAGUCCCGCAAGCAAUUCCUGGAAUCGCACCGGUCAAUGCGCUUUUCAGCAAACCAAAAAGCCGUUUCCUGUACUUGUUCCUGUCUGCGGUCGUAGUGCUGAUGCUCGACCAGAAGUUCCUGACAUCUUUCUUAGCCGCUAUUCGGCUGCCGGCAAAACUGUUUCCGGCAUCGAAAUCGAUAAGAGAACCGAUGGGGGAACGCAAGUCUUCCAUAUUUUCCUCAAUAACAGCGGCUUUAGUGCCUGUGGCGUGCAUCCUGGGAAAUUCAUUUUCAUCGGAAAAAAACGACGAAGGCCCGAUGGGAAGACGAAACUCACCGGCCGAGCUGCGAAAUGCUAAGAAUUCCCAUAGGAAACUCAAAAGAAUUGGGAAUUUUUUCCAAAGUGUUCCAAAGCUGAAUCUACAACAGCGGAAGGCUAUGCUUGCUGUUGGUUCGGAAAAUUAGCGGCAGAUUAGCGGCUGGAAGAAAGAAUUGCUUUGAACAAGCUGUGGUAACCUACGCAACACAAAAUACCGAUCAUCAUGUCCUUUUACGAAAUGG
Molecule: messenger RNA, 630 nt
Organism: Uranotaenia lowii
Lineage: Eukaryota; Metazoa; Arthropoda; Insecta; Diptera; Culicidae
Exons: 3
Coding region: 1-534 (177 amino acids)
Source: RefSeq, a predicted model, not a curated record